Messenger RNA from Dermatophagoides farinae (American house dust mite), 1072 nucleotides. RefSeq lists its product as uncharacterized. NCBI's taxonomy places the organism in Eukaryota, Metazoa, Arthropoda, Arachnida, Sarcoptiformes, Pyroglyphidae. The record is from RefSeq and is a predicted model, not a curated record.
UUCUGUUUGUUUGUGUUUGUGUGUUGUGUGUGUGUGUUGUCACAAUACCGUUGUCAUUCAAUAUUUGUCGAUUGUUGUUUAUAAUUUUUCUUCAGAGUCUCGUGCACAUUGAACAUGAAAUUGGCCGACCGAAAAGUUUAUUUUUUCAUCUGUAUCGGAUUACUUAUCGUAUUGUUCAUUACGGAAUUGGUUGAUGCACAGAAAAAACGUCGUAAUCGUAAUAAGAAUAAAAAUGGUGCCGAUCAAUGUCAUCAAAAAGAGAUGGUUAAAUGUUUAGAUAAAUUAACAUCAUUAGGUAAAGAAAAUGAUCCAACAUCGAUCAUUACAACAUCACAAGGAUUGAAUAGAAUUUGCAAGACAAUCAAGGAUGAUACAAUGAAAUGUGCAAAAGCAUAUUUUAAAAAAUGUGGCACACCAUUACAUCGUGAAUUAAGCGAUUUGGUCAUGGAUGUCAUUAUGCAUCGUGUCACCAGAUUUUGUGACAAUAGUCAACAAAAAUCAAGAUUCCUCAAACAUUCACCUUGUUUCCAUUCAAAAGUAUUGCGUACAAAUGAUUUCAAAGCCAGCUGUAAUGAUCCAUUUUUACAUGUUGCCGGAAAAAUUGAUAUGAAUCAUUUACGUACUGAUGAUGUACAUGAAGCAUUAUGUUGUGGAUUCAACACGUGGUUUGAAUGUUCUAAUUCUAUGAUCAAACGUGAAUGUACGGCUGAAGGUGCACGUGUUGCACGUGAAUUCCAUAAUAAUACCGUUGGACCAUUGACUGAUCUAUUCUGUCCAUUUGAUGUUUUUCCUGGUGGUUCAUCAUCAUGUAAACGAGUGAUGAAUGCGGCCAAACCAAAAUCUGGUACUAAACCGGCAGAGAAUACGAUCUCAAAACUUGCCGUUCAAUAUGCUCCAUUUAUGUUCACUAGUAGUAGUAGUAGUAAAAAUUAAACAAAACAACAAAAUCAAAAUCCAUACAAAUGUAUUAUGUGCAAACCUUUUGUCGAUCAUAGAUUCACAAAUCGAUCACACACACACACAUUUACCAUAUCGAUUUAUAUCUAUUUUAAACUUUUCUUUUUUAUUUAAA